AUGUGAAAACAACAAAAUAGAAGUGCAUUAAACAGUGAGAGGGAGAACAGUGUUUAGGCUACAAGGCGGGUUACAGCUAGAUAAAUAUGUUCACAUCCUGUUCGAUCGGAUGAUGACAUUGCAUGCAUUGUGGUGACAUGCAAAAGAUAAGCAGACUCGUUUUUUAAAAUUUACGAUUGCACACAUUUCCUACGGCGAGAACGAGUUUGACAUGGAAGUGAAGCGCUAGCCAGCAAACGUAGCACUUUAUUUUCACUUUCAUAAAAGAAACUGAAAGAUUAUAGAUAUCGGGUGGUAUGGAAAACUGUCCAUAGAGAUCACCUAAUUCGCUUUUUAUAUGGAUUUUAGCCCAACUACAAAUAGAGGAUAUUUUUUAAAAGCGUUGAUCAGCUGUCAAUAUGGCCGAAAUAAAGUCGCUCAGUGAGUCUGACGAUGAAGAUCUACACUCCACAGAUCCUGAGGGUAAGGACAAGAGCAAAGACAAGAAGAUACUGUGCAAAGUCAAAUGGUCUCGCGACGAGGAUGAGAGGCUGAAGAAGUUAGUGGAGCAGCAUGGAACAGACUCCUGGAAAUUAGUAGCUAAUAAUUUCCCAGGGAGGACAGAUGGCCAGUGUCAGCACCGCUGGCAGAAAGUGCUCAACCCAGAGCUGGUGAAAGGACCCUGGACAAAAGAGGAGGAUCAGAAGGUGAUCGACCUGGUGCACAAAUAUGGCCCCAAGCGCUGGUCGGUGAUCGCUAAGCACCUGCAGGGACGCAUUGGAAAGCAAUGCCGUGAGCGCUGGCACAACCACCUGAACCCUGAGGUAAAGAAGUCCUCCUGGACCCAGGAAGAGGACUGCAUCAUCUACCAGGCCCACAAACGCCUGGGCAACCGCUGGGCUGAGAUCUCCAAGCUGCUGCCUGGAAGGACGGACAAUUCCAUUAAGAACCACUGGAACUCUACCAUGAGGAGGAAGGUAGAGCAUGAGGGGUAUCUUCAGGAGGGCUGCAGGGGAUUCGGCUCCGACCAUGGGGGGGUGAAGAGAAGUCACCACAGACCCUGUGUCCCCCAACCAGACACCCCCCACCACGGGCACAGCCCUCUGGGCAUGGAAGGACCAACACAGCUCGGGGGUUACCCUUAUAGCCCUCACUGUGGCCAACUGAUGGACAGCCUCCAAGACUCCCCCAGCUACUUAUCGAAUGUGGAGCGUUACUCCAGCUGGGCAGACAGUGUGUCAGACGACACCAUGACCACCAGCAGCAGCAGUCUGGAGGAUCAGGCUGAGGGAGGCUGGAGGGGGGUAAAGGAGGGCCGGGGCCCCCCGAUGGAGCUGGCUGAGGAGGGCUGGAGGGGCCCAGAGGAGGGCCGAGGGCUCCAGGUCCAGCACCACGUCUCCCCCAGUAAGUUCCUGUCUGUGGAGGCUAAUUCCGUGCUCUCCACCUUGCAGACCAUCCCAGAGUUCGCAGAGUCCAUGGAGCUCAUCGACUCGAUGUGUCUGGCUCUACAGGACCCUAUGACGUGGAGCGAGGCGUCCAGCUUCGACAUGUCUGAGGCGACUACCCCCCCGAAACAAACACAAGGGGGCUACGCACCCCAGGGGAGGACCACAGAGGGGAUGAGGUACGCAGUUGACCACCCCAAUGGCAUCUCCACCAAGCACUGUGCCACCAUGGGUCAGGGGAAGGUCCCCCCCCACACCCCGAAUAACGUGCCCAGAUCGAGUUUGCCUACCCUGGGGAGGAGGAAGAGGGGGGACCAGUCCCCUGAUAGGAGUUGCCCAUCCUUCUUAGACUCACCCAGCACCAACUCGCCCAAGAACACCCCCACGAAAGCACUGCCCUUCUCCCCCUCCCAGUUCUUCAACACAUCAGGAGGAGAGCAUCUGAGCCUGGACAACCCAGCUCUGACCUCCACCCCAGUCUGUGACCAGAAGUGUCUCCUCAACACACCCUUCCAGAGGGAGACCACGCCCAAACACCAGAAAGAGAAUGUGGGUUUCAGGACCCCUAAAAUCCGUAAGUCCAUCAUGGUUCCGACUCCCAGAACUCCUACUCCGUUUAAGAAUGCCCUGGCCGCCCAGGAGAAGAUGCAUGGGCCACUAAAGAUGGUGCCCCAGUCCCUGGCCUUUCUGGAGGAAGACCUCAGGGAGGUGCUGAAGCAGGAGGUUGGAUCAGACAUCUUCACCAGGGAACUACAACCACAUUUCAGGACAUGGAAACAUGAUUUGGAUGGGCCAGCCAGGAAGGUGCGUAAGUCCCUGGUGCUGGACUCCUGGGGGAAAGACUGUCUUAACGUCCAGCUAUUCCAGGAACAGCGCAAUAAUGCACAGGUCCCAGAGGAUAGUCUCCUGACCAGCUCCUUACUGAUGACCCCCCUCCCUGAGAGAAACAGAGAGGAGCGCCCCUGCACCCCCUCGUCUGGCAGGGAGGGGCCCUGUGCCCCCCUGCACCACCUCCCCAGCCCCCGCAAGAGGAAGAACCCCCCUUCAGUCAGAAUGUCCCACCACGAUUCACUUAGACAGGUAAAAAGCGAGUGGGAAGCAGUGGUUUAUGGGAAGACUGAGGACCAGCGGAUCAUGACAGAGCAGGCCCGGCAGUACCUGGGUAGUACCUACCCAUCCUCCGCCUGCACCUCGAGGGCCCUCGUCCUCUGAGGCCUAUGUCACCACACACUACACCCGUCCAGCAGAGUUGCUAUGGAAACCACGCUCCUUCUCCUAAUGACUCUUAGCAUACUUAGACAAUCUGGUGUAGGUAACUCGAAUAAUUUAGAAAGUUGUGUAUUGAUAAGAUCCGUAAGUGAACACUCAAGUGUACCACAGAAUACUUUACAGAAAAAGCCAAUUCAAGCAUUUUUUUCUCUGUCACACUGCCCAAGAACCUUGACGUCCUUGAUUUGAGUUUUUGUAGCCAUAAAUUGCUUGGUUUGUCUUUUGAAUACACACAAGCCUAGCCAUGUAACAGGUUUGUACAGAUAAGAAAUACUAGAUUUUCUGCACUAUAAUGUGUUAAAACAGAACAACGUGCACAUACAGUAAGUAGUAAGCUGUAGAAAUAGACUGAUUAUUACUAGCAAUGGCUGAGUCUCAUAUUGUUCAUAUAUUGUUUAAAUGAAGAAAAUCUGUUUUAUGAUGUAAUAUUACACGUAUAUGUAUAUUUUCUAACUUGUUUGUAGAACUACCCUGUACUGCUACACCUGUUGUUUUGAAGUCUUAGGAGAGAGACCGAGAGCUGUCUGUAUGGCACUACUGAGUUGGGGUUGGCUGCAGAGAAGCGAUCAGUGUUGAGGAGGUAACUGGAUAGCAUUUGUGAUGUGACUGUAUUGUUUCAAAACGCAAUGAAGUUUCCGUUCCAAGGCCAUACUUUCCUUUAGCAGUCUCAAGUUGAGACAUUUGUUGAAUGUAUUUCAUAGCGUGAAACUGCGAAGAAACUCCAAAUGGAAGGGUACUUUUCCCCCCCCUUAUUUUAUUUAUUAUCUGUAUUCUAAAACUUAGAUAUUAAUAUAAGUGUAAAUUGAACACAUUCUCCUUUGAGAAAUCUUCCUAAAGCCAUUCCCUGCCCCUAAGAUUUGAUCUGUCAGUUCUACUUCUUACCUUCUAUUGAUCUAGGUUGUGAUUGGGGAAGGGUACACUGAUCCUAAAUCAGAAUCCAGUUGUCAUGUUUGGUACUGACCAAUAGUGCUCAGUGUGCUAAAACGACCAUGUUUAGUUGAGGGGAUCCUCCUGUUCGCGUGAAGGCUGUAUGUUCUAUUUAUUCAAUGUUUACUCAUUUAUUUAUUUCAAUACAAAAAUAAAUGAUCAAAUAAUUAUAUUUUCUUCUUAUCAGAAAAGGAUUGGGCUACCUUUCACCUAAUUUCUCCAAAUUAGACAUAACAAGCAAACAUGCACUGCCACUAAUUCCUUUUUAUUCAGUAAUAAUUUUAACUAUCAGAUUGAGUUAAUUACCAUUCGUGUAGUGACAUCACUGAGUUGAUAUUGAUAGAACAGUUUCCCCUGGAAUCAGUUAGCUUUUUUGUAGCAGGACCCAGUCUCUAAUCAUAGACAAAUUGCACUUUGCUCAUUGUUUAAGUGUUGUUUCGUUCAUUUGUUUGAGAGCAUGACAUAGCUCGUUUUAUGUGUGUGUUUUGUUAAUUUUUUUUCAAAUCCAAUGCCGUUAGAUGAAUGUCUCACUACAUGUGACGAUUGAUCAUUGACCUAAAGAGGUAUAGAUGGAGCUGCUUGAUGUAUGUUUUUACAUGGCAUGUAAAGAUUGAGCUUUUUGUAAAGAUGUAAAGAUUAAGCUUUUUUUAUAAAUAUUCUUUUUUUUUUAGAUCAAUUGUUUAUCAGUAAAUCACAAAUACAGGACAAUAUAAGAUUUUCAACAUACAAUGAAAUAUUAUUUUUUGUUGUAUGUCUUCAUGUGACAAUGCAGUUUUCUAUAGCUCUGAUUGGUUACCUCUGUAAUAACAGGGUGCAGCAGAGUAUCUAUGGUCCCUGUGGUGAUGGUUGGUGUCAUUUUUUCCAACGGUCUUCCAACUGUUUAGAAUCUGGAUUAUAAUCUGGAUUAUCUAGCAUUAAGUGUGUUUGAGAAUAAAAAGGGAAUCUCCUCAGGAGAGUUCACAUGGAAAGAUCAUGUAUGUUCACCCUCAGCUUCAGUUUCUGAUCUUAUUUUCCUUCAUCGGCUACACUAAAUGUGUAUGUUCUGUUGGUUGGUUUGACUUCAGUAUGUUUUGUUUGUAACAUGUUUGUAUGUUAAUACUUGGACAUCUAACCCUAGGUUAUGAGGGAAUGAAGUACAUAAUACGCCAGACUUUUCCAGUACCAUGUUUGUACAGUAAUCACAGACGUAUCACUUGCAUUAUGUAAUUUUCAAAAUUUCCAAUAUUUUCUGCUGCAAUCAUAACCAGGCAACACAGAAUUCCUGCCAACUGCAAAUGGAACCAUGUACUUAAUAUGGAAUAAUAAUAAAAUGUUAUUGCAUUGCA
This is a messenger RNA of Salvelinus namaycush (lake trout), 4945 nucleotides long. RefSeq names its product myb-related protein A-like. Gene Ontology annotation, biological process: regulation of DNA-templated transcription. The coding region runs from base 399 to 2636 and encodes 745 amino acids. Gene Ontology annotation, molecular function: RNA polymerase II cis-regulatory region sequence-specific DNA binding; DNA-binding transcription factor activity, RNA polymerase II-specific. Lineage: Eukaryota; Metazoa; Chordata; Actinopteri; Salmoniformes; Salmonidae. The transcript is spliced from 15 exons. The record is from RefSeq and is a predicted model, not a curated record. Gene Ontology annotation, cellular component: nucleus.